AUGAAUGUCGAUCUGAUGCGCUGUGGUAAAUUAAUAAUCUGGAAUAAAGUAGUCACUCGGCUCUGUUUUUGUAAUCAACAGACCAAGAAGAGGAGGAACAACGGCCGCGCCAAGAAGGGACGUGGGCACGUCCAGCCCAUCCGCUGCACCAACUGUGCCCGCUGUGUGCCUAAAGACAAGGCCAUCAAGAAGUUCGUUAUAAGAAACAUUGUGGAGGCAGCAGCUGUGCGAGAUAUUACAGAGGCUAGCGUAUUUGACUCAUAUGUCCUGCCCAAGCUGUACGUGAAGCUCCACUACUGUGUGAGCUGUGCCAUCCACAGUAAGGUGGUGAGGAACCGCUCCCGUGAGGCCAGGAAGGACCGCACUCCUCCACCACGCUUCAGGCCCAGUGGUGCUGCCCCAAGAGCUCCUCCUAAACCUAUGUGAUCUUCAACACUCGGGAGUUUUAUGGAAAAACUGAAAUAAAUGUGCCCCACUUUGGAAAAAAA
Alosa alosa (allis shad) is the source of this 488-nucleotide messenger RNA. It is a transcript of the gene rps26, whose product is annotated as ribosomal protein S26. Gene Ontology annotation, cellular component: ribosome; cytosolic small ribosomal subunit. NCBI's taxonomy places the organism in Eukaryota, Metazoa, Chordata, Actinopteri, Clupeiformes, Clupeidae. Gene Ontology annotation, biological process: translation. The record is from RefSeq and is a predicted model, not a curated record. Gene Ontology annotation, molecular function: mRNA binding; structural constituent of ribosome. The coding region runs from base 1 to 426 and encodes 141 amino acids. The transcript is spliced from 4 exons.